Molecule: messenger RNA, 647 nt
Organism: Rhagoletis pomonella (apple maggot)
Lineage: Eukaryota; Metazoa; Arthropoda; Insecta; Diptera; Tephritidae
Product: RNA polymerase II-associated protein 1-like
Exons: 3
Coding region: 23-616 (197 amino acids)
Biological process (GO): transcription by RNA polymerase II
Cellular component (GO): nucleus
Source: RefSeq, a predicted model, not a curated record
UUUUGUUCAUACCAGCUAAUUUAUGCCUUUAGAACGCGAAAUCUUGGAAAUGACUCUCACACUUGUUACUGAGUUGGAGGACUCGAGUUCUAAUUUGCAAAUUGUAACACCAACCGAGGAGUUGAUGUACGCUAUGAUUGCGUUUAUGGGUCCUGAAUGCGAAUUUCUGACAGACGAGAUACGUCCUUUGCUGCGAAAGCAUUUGCUCCGAUUGUACAAAAAACACAAAGAUUAUUCAUUUGAUUUUGACAAAGCUUCUAUAGGAAAAUGCAAGUUCGAAAGUCUGUAUUCUUUGUUCGUUGAUCACUUCCAAGCAACAAGCUAUGGCGAUGAAUUGUUCGGGUCUUUGGUUUUAGUGCCGUUGGCUCAAAAAUACGACAGCAAAUGGCGAAGGCGCAUGUGGUCGGACUAUGCCCCGGCUUUAUGUUAUUUAAAUUGUGAUGAAUCUUUGCUCAUCAAUGGCAUUCGAUCCUAUUUGGAGCCUGUUGAGAAAGAAGAUUCUCUAAUAAAAGCAUAUGCGUUCGCUUUAGGCUCAAACGAUCUACGUCCCGGAUCUAUUCCUUAUAUAAUUGCAAAACAUCAUGUACAUCAUUUCAGAACGGUACCAAAUAAUUAAAUAUGGUUCAAAAUAUUUGUAUUAAAAAAUA